Molecule: messenger RNA, 3585 nt
Organism: Sclerotinia sclerotiorum 1980 UF-70
Lineage: Eukaryota; Fungi; Ascomycota; Leotiomycetes; Helotiales; Sclerotiniaceae
Exons: 6
Coding region: 1-3585 (1194 amino acids)
Source: RefSeq, a predicted model, not a curated record
AUGACAACUCAGAAAUCCCCAACCCCUCACGAAGAACAGGAGAGAGAACACAACAUUGUUCCCGAUCUCCCUGAAUCCGUCAGUCAAGGCAAAAGAAGAGAACGCAGACUCCUGAGUGCACUUGAUGCAGUCGAUCAGGGCCUCUUGCCAGAUAUGGCUGCAGAAACCUAUAAUUUCUUGUUUGGAAGCGUUGCUGAAAACUUUGAACGAUAUCUCCCGGCGGACUUGCUAUCCAUUAGCAACGAGAUAACAAGGUGGUCCGACGAGGUAUACAUAGACCAACAACGUUAUCAAAAGGAGAUAGCCUCGAUCAAAAGACAACGCGAUCGUUUAGCUGCUCAGAACAUAGAGAUAUCGCAGAGCCUUCUAGGAGCAGAACAGAACGAGGCUGAGUACGAAAAUCGGAUCACCAGCCUCGAGGCAGAGAUCGUUGACCUUCGUAAAGCCCAGUCAACGGUGUCGCCCCAACCCGCCUUCAAGAUCCCAGACCCUGAGUUCUUUGAGAGCUCCUCCACCGGCAUUUCUUGGGAACAAUGGAAAGAUAAAAUGAUGAACAAGAUUCGCGCUUCUGGAAACUCCGACCCCGUCGCACAAUUGGCCGUCGAAGAAGUCUUUGCUACUUUGGAAGAUAUCUACGGGGACCCCAACAAGAAACAGGACGCCCGACGCAAGUAUAAUGCUUUAUACCAAAGAGAUCGGCCGUUCCCUGAGUUCUAUGCCGAGUUCCAAUUGUAUGCGUCAACUGCUGAAAUCACCGACCAGGACCAAUUACUGGAAGAUCUGACCUACAAGUUGAGCAACGAACUCAACGAUAAGAUGAUCACCUCCCAUGCAACUACUUUGACUGAAUAUGUAAAGGACUGCCAAAAAUUCGAUUAUCUUUUGCAGCAGCUAAAGCCUGCCAAAUCCGGUAAAAUUUACGUGAAUAAAAAACUCGCCUUUGAUAUCGCUGAAAGAACAAACCUCCCCCUCGAACCUAUUAAACCUCGUAUUGUCUAUGGUUAUAAUCAACAAAAGGCUAAUCCUAUCACUCAACGUUUGAAAACAACCCUCACCAUCGGUCAUCGCAAGUUCCCUAAUGUUUAUCUAUAUGUUAUAGAAGAAUUAGCUUGUGAUCUCAUCAUUGGAAGAGAGUGGUUAGCACAACAAAAGGUAUUGUUGGACGUAGCCAGAUCGAAGAUCCUAUGGCCCGGAGAACUCAUGAAUUCAUUGGAUAAGGAACCAUCACGAUCGAUGAAAGGACCAACGCCCGAAGGAACUACACCUCAUCGGAUAGCAUUGAUCAAUGCUAUCGGAUACCGAAUGAACACCCGGAACCGGAAGAAUCAAUGCUUUACAGCCACAAGUUGGGAAAUCGAUCAGAUCCUAUACCAAAGGGAGCACUCUGUAGAAGAUCGCCCAGAAGAAACGGAACUGGAAACGCUGCAACGAACUAUCCCUAAAGAAUAUCAUGAUCUCAUUGAUCUCUUCUCCAAGAAAAAGGCAAAUGCUCUACCCCCUCAUCGGAAUAGCGACCAUAAAAUUAGAUUGACACAACCCAACAACUUGACAUUGUCUCCAUUAUAUCGACAAACGACCCAGGAAUUACAAGCUUUAAAGAAGUUCAUCGAUGAAAACUUGAAUCGGGGAUGGAUCGCUCCUAGUAACGCUUCGUUUGCUGCACCUAUCCUCUUCGUCAAAAAGGCUAAUGGGGAUCUGAGGUUAUGUGUAGACUAUCGGAAAUUAAACGAAAUCUCAGCUAAAGAUGGCUAUCCGCUUCCAAGGAUUGACGAGAUCCUCUCACAAAUGUCCAAAGCCAAAAUCUUCACGAAACUCGAUCUACGCGCUGCCUUCAAUGCUAUUCGAAUGCAUCCCGAUUCAGAGGAACUCACUGCGUUCCAAACUUGCUUUGGACAAUUCAAAUCGCUAGUUUUGCCUUUCGGAUUGUCAGGAGGACCCGGGACUUAUCAACGGUUCAUCAAUAAUCUUUUGAUGGAGAACCUGGGAAACUUCUGUACCGCGUACCUGGAUGAUAUCAUUAUCUACUCUACAGAUCCAUCAGAACAUACUGCCCAAGUCAGAUGGGUAUUAACCAAAUUGAAAGAGGCCGGCCUGUCUGUGGACAUCAAAAAAUGCGAUUUCUCGGUGUCACGAAUCAAGUAUUUGGGAUUCUAUGUAUCGACAAAAGGCUUGGAAGUUGACCCUGAAAAGAUCAAAGAUAUACUGACCUGGAAAAGGCCUACGACAGUCAAAGGAGUACGAGGUUUCCUAGGAUUUUGUGGUUUCUAUCGCAAAUUUAUCAAAAACUAUGGACGAAUCGCACGCCCUCUAGAUAAGCUCACGCAGAAGGGACGAACCUUCGAUUGGGAUCCGGACUGCCAGAAAGCCUUCGAAACACUGCGACAAGCUGUAACAGAAGCUCCGGUCCUGCAUUACUUUCAUCCAGACCGCCUCACUAAGGUAGAGACGGACUCUUCCGACGGGGUGACAGGUGGCAUUCUCUCCCAAUUGGAUCCGGCGACAAAGGAAUGGCAUCCGUUGGCGUUCUUCUCUAAGACUAUGAAUCCCGCAGAAUGUAAUUACGAGAUCCAUGAUAAAGAAAUGCUGGCUAUCCUGCAAGCAUUUCAGCAGUGGCGAGUGGAGCUCCAAAGCGUUGAAAAUCCCGUCCAGGUCUAUUCUGAUCAUCAAUCUCUGGAGAUCUUUAUGCGAACUAAAAAGUUGACAGCACGCCAAGCACGAUGGGCAGAAUACCUUUCUCAAUUCAACUUCCAGUUGGAAUAUCGUACUGGAAAAGCAAAUGGACAAGCUGACGCCCUAACCCGGCGCGACGGCGAUAUACAGAGCCAAAAAGAGCGGAUGGAGGCCAAUCGCCUCGGUACUCUCCUAAAGCCAACGAUGCUCUCCCCCGAAGUGCGAGCAGAAGUAUUAGCGCCUCUUGUGGAAGAUAUCGAUCCUGGCCUAGGACAGAUGCUACAGGUUUUGCAGGCUAAUCGUACUGCAACAGAACUAGGAGAACAACGCACCUUGGCACGAACAGAAGCGAACGGGAAAUGGACGUUGGUUGAUGGCUUAUUGCUUCGAUCUGAUCGCGGCCCACAAUUCGUGUCGGACUUUUGGAUGGAGUUGAUUUCGAUGUCGGGGAUAUGGUAUAUUCGCAAACUUGGAGACCAGAUGAGCGGCCCCUAUAGGAUCCUAGAGAGACGCGGAAACGCAUUCAAGCUAGAAUUGCCUGCAGAGAUCAAAGUACACCCGUACUUUAAUCCUGAGAAGCUCCGCAAAGCCGCAGAAGAUCCUUUGCCUGGACAAGUUCACGCACCACCUAUACCUGAAGAGAUCGAUGGCAACUUGGAAUGGGAAGUCGAAAAAAUACUUUCAGUCCGCAAAGUUUACGGACUGCUCCGCUACAGGGUUAAAUGGCGUGGUUUCGAUACCGACAUCGAUGAAUACUCACCUACCGAUCUUAAAAACUCACCGCUAGCACUAAAAGCUUUUCACAACGAGUACCCUGACUUACCCGGGCCACCGAAGAAUCUUAAUUACUGGUUAGAAUGCGCAUUGGAAGAUAAGGUUCCGGAAGAUCGAUUGGACGACAACGAGGAGAACUAG